AUGACGCCGUCGCGCCUACGCUCCCUUUCACCCAUGCCCAAGAACCACGUCACCCGCUCCAUCUCCACCCCUCAGCUCGCCAAAGCCGCCCAGUCGCUCUCGCAGGCGCACGCCCACCAGGAGAGCGAUGGCAUCAACACCAUCCCCGACCCGCGCUCCGCCACGCCCCAGCCCACGCACUCGCGACGCGACUCCAACGACUCGCAUCCCGACUUCAGCCAGGAGGUGUCGACGCUCAGCACCAAACUCAUCAAUGCAAUCAACCACUCGACCAUGCUGGACGACUCGCUGCAGCAGGCCCGCCACGAGCUCGAGGCGGCCAAGGACAAGUUGAUGCUCCUCGAGGCCCAGGUCAAGGAGCACGAGAACAAGGUCGCCAAAGGCCUCCUGGUCGAAAAGGUGGUUUACGACAAGAUGGAGAAGCAGCUGAUGAGCGAGCUCAAGGAGGAGCGCAAGCGGAGAGCCCAGGCCGAGGCUGCCAAGCGCAAGACGGACGGCGAGGUCGAGGCUCUGACGGCCGCCCUGUUCGAGGAGGCCAAUGUGAUGGUUGCUGCUGCGCGCAAGGAGACCGAGGCUUCCGAGCGCCGCGGCGAACAGCUCAAGCAACAACUGGGCGACGCCGCCGUGCUGCAGCAUUCUCUCCAGGACCAGCUGCAAGACCUCAAAAACGUUGUCGAGAAAAUGAGCUCCUACGGCGACGACAGCGAAAGCCAUAUUCUUACCACCACCAGCACCACGGCCCCUUCGACGCCCGCCAUCACGCCCGCCGACAAGAUGAGCAAGCUGUUCGAGGCCAUGAACCUGACGCCCAGUACCCCGGGAACAGACGAAAUCACCCCCGACCACCCGCUUCACUUUUCCCAUCUAAUCCACCCAGUGCUACGCUCCGAUCUCACUGCAUUCACCGAGUUCCAGGACAUGCUCAGAAUUAGCGCCCGCUCAGCCCCCGCCAGUCGUGCCUCGAGCGGCAACUACAGCAGUCUCACUGUCCUUGGCCUUGGUUCGCUGACCAACAGCUCCACUACUUCCUUGCCGUCCAAGUCAUCCACGCCAACUACCCACUCGCCCCGUGAAACCGGCGCUUCUGCAAACAUUCCAAACCUCAAGGACGAGAAAUUCUACAAGCGCGCUCUAGCCGAAGACAUUGAGCCCACACUGCGUCUGGACAUUGCCCCUGGCCUGUCGUGGAUGGCACGCCGUACAGUCCUCAGCAGCAUCACAGCCGGUUCCCUGGUUGUCGAGCCUAACCCGGCUUCUUCGUCGAGGUUCCGCAUGCCCAUCUUUCCUUGCUCGCUGUGUGGCGAGUCAAGGUCGGGCGACCAGUACGCCCGGAAGUUCCGGUUCAAGCCGUCGGAUACAGAGGAUGCUCAACGUUACCCGUUAUGCGACUAUUGCUUAGCCCGGGUUCGCGCAACGUGCGACUACAUUGGCUUCUUGCGCAUGGUCGCUGCCGGCCACUGGCGCGCUGAAACAGAAGAGGAGAGAAAGUCGGCGUGGGAAGAAAGCGUUCGGCUUCGUGAGCGCAUGUUCUGGACAAGAGUUGGGGGAGGUGUUGUUCCCGCUUUCAUUCCUUUACGAGACAGUCCCACGAGUCCGACGUUUACCAAUGGCUCUGCAUCGCUCAAGCCGAGACGAAGUGAAGAGAGCAUGGUAUCUUUUGAGCCCAGGGAUGUCACGGUCAACGGCUCAGUGACGGUAAAUGAGCCGAGGAAGAGCGAAGAAGAUCCGUUCCAGGCCAAGGAACAGGAGAAACUGAAGCGAAUCUCCAUUGGCAACACCGUCAUUUCGGCAGAAAUGUCGGAACCUGAGACCACCACGAAUGUGGGCCUGGGACUGGAAUCCGUACCAGUUGUGAGCACAGAACAAAGCCAGUCAGAGCCGACGCCUACUUUGACUCCACCGGAAGAGCAGACGAGUGAGCAACAAGCAGAUGCUCAGCUUCGUAGCGAGAUCCGGAAAUCACUCGACGCAAAAUGGAUGGCCGAAAGGCCGGCGCUAAAACACCAGCGAUCAUCCUCCAACCCGUCGCCUGCCUUACAGGUGAAGAAGAAGAAGGAAGAACGACUUAGUCUGAGGAUUCCAGGCACCAUGCCAGGAGCUUUUGAAUAA
Exserohilum turcica Et28A is the source of this 2109-nucleotide messenger RNA. RefSeq lists its product as uncharacterized. Gene Ontology annotation, biological process: exocytosis. The record is from RefSeq and is a predicted model, not a curated record. Gene Ontology annotation, cellular component: Golgi to plasma membrane transport vesicle; cell tip. Gene Ontology annotation, molecular function: guanyl-nucleotide exchange factor activity. The transcript has 2 exons. Bases 1 to 2109 code for a protein of 702 amino acids. Lineage: Eukaryota; Fungi; Ascomycota; Dothideomycetes; Pleosporales; Pleosporaceae.